Messenger RNA from Schistosoma rodhaini, 4359 nucleotides. Lineage: Eukaryota; Metazoa; Platyhelminthes; Trematoda; Strigeidida; Schistosomatidae. The record is from the annotation of a GenBank genome assembly.
AAUACACCAAAUAUAUUUCCUCGGCAGCAAAGUAAAAAUUUGAAUUUCGUCGUAUUUGGUCGGCCAUUUUUGUUUUUUCACACUUAUGUUAAAUGAAGGAAUGGCAGCGUCUGAAGUCACGAGUCCAACGAACAUCCAAGAUGAUUUAAAAAAUGAAAGUUUAGAAGCUACUGUAUCUCUGGAUAAACUCAUAAUGGGAGGCGCACCAAAGUCAUCGGGAUCACUGUCUACUAGUGAUGAUCAUGUGCCUUCCACAACUUACGUUACAAUCCAUCUCCCGGACGGGACCCAGGGAUCAACUCUGAGUCAACAAAAAUUGCAGGAACUGAUCAUGCACCUGUCCCAGUCUGGUCAGAUUCAGCUACGAGAAGAUAGCAAGAUUGUAAUAGAUCUUAAAUUCACUGGUAAGUCGGGCGACCAAGGGGCUCAAACAAAAUUGGAAAAUUCUCCGCUCCAACACUCUGCUGUAUCUAGUUGUACGGCAUCACAAAUACAAACCAUAGCUUCCAGCAACCCUCAUCGUGUUUUACAGGUUGGCAGCCCGGGUUCCGAUGGAGUUCAAAUUGUACGCACUAUACCUUCUUUUGUCAGUUCUACUACUCAAAUAAUUUCAUUUCCAACCGUUGCAACACAACAACCAGUCGCAGCCCAAUCAAGCAAUCCUAGACAACAAAUUCAGCAACAACCUACUUACAUUCUAGUCCCAGCAGCUCAGCUAGCAAGUGGUGGAGAGAAUCAAGUGUUUGCAAGCACACCCAUACGUGCUGUUACAGCAGGACACACAAUGCUUCGUACUUCUGGAAUAGGUAUUAACAAUAAUCAAACUGUUAACACAAGCAGUGUUAAUUUAAGUUCAGCUGAUCGAAGUAUUAUUCUAGUACAACAACCAGUUGCUGGAACUAGUAUUCACGUUGGUUCUACAGGUACAAUCGUUCCUGGUUCAAGUAGUGGCAGUGGUACCACUUUAGUUCCUUUACGACAAUUAGGCGUAUCUACUUGUGGCGGCAAUGGAUUGGUGUCUAGUGCAGGUUCUACUCGUCUUAUUGGAUCAAAUAUUGGUAUUGAGUUGUUUUCAAAUACAGGCGCAGUUGGAUCACGAUCGUCUCAAGGUCAAGGAGGUUCAAUGGGAUUGGUGACAAUUUCAGCGAAUGCAGGUGCAUCUGGGUCUUCAUCUUCCGGAACUCCUCAGCGUGAGUCAACUUGGCAGCAAUAUGUCAAACAGUUCACGAAACUGGGUCCCUGUCCAAUCUGUGGGGAUAAAAUCUCUGGUUAUCAUUAUGGGAUAUUUUGUUGUGAAUCCUGCAAAGGCUUUUUCAAACGGACUGUUCAGAAUGCUAAAAGAUAUGCCUGUCAUCGUCCUAAUGCUUCUUCUCGAUGUGAAAUAAAUGUAGCUUCACGCAAGAAAUGUCCCGCUUGUCGCUUUCUAAAAUGCGUAGAUAAAGGGAUGCGUAUUGAAGCUAUUCGUUCGGAUCGUACACGUGGUGGACGUAGCAUGUAUCCUGGUUCACGUUAUUUGCGUCAGAUUGCAGCACGAGUUAGUGGGAAUCGCUCUACUUCUGGUCUGGCCAUCUCUAGUUCAUGUAUGGAAUUUUCAACUUCAGAUCUGGAUGGGAAUAUGCUAGGUGGAUUGACGGACCAAAGUAUUAUGUCAGAUGAUGCUGAUCAACUUUCUUGCUCUGUUGUCGGACUUGCUGCGCAUACUUUAGGCCCCGAUGGUUUGCCAGCUUCAGAAGACGCGGGUGGUGGUGUUUAUCUGGAUCCUGGUGUUCUCGGUACUCAUGAUAAUGAUGAAGAAGAAAUAGAUUCUGGUAGUCUGCGUGUUGAACCAAAUAUUUUAGAAUGUGGAGGCGGAAUUGUUGGUGGUACUAAUCUCUCAACAAAUGUCGUUUCGCCGUAUUUAGGUAGACAGGUAAUUAUCGGUGGUUCGAACGAGUCAAUUCCACGUACCAGGGAACAACUCCCAAAGGUAAUUUUAUGUUUUUUCUUUAUUUUUUAUAUGCUACUUAUUCUAUUACUUGAAGUCAAUCACAUUAUUUUGUUGUAUCUGAGUUGGACUAAUCGUCAUUUGUUGCAUCGUGUCUCUAGUCCUAUCACAAUCUCAUACCAUUAGUUUUCUCAUCGAUAUCUUUUGUGUGAAUUCUCGCAUCGUUACUGUUAUCCAUAUAGGUAAAUGAUUGAGGGCAAUCGACUUUUAGGCCUUGGAACUGGCCUCCCUCAAGAUCCUAGGUAUUCCUUGCUGACUAGUAUUAGCUAGCACGAAACUUACGUCCAGGGUUCUCUGUGGGCUCCCUCUAAUCACCUAACAAAGCCAUCAUUAGUAUCAUUUCUUUUCACCAAAAAAUCCUGUCUUCAAAGUGUAAAAUAUAUCAUAUCGUACAAUAAUGAAGAUGCUAAUAAAAAUAAUCUGUUAGGUGAAUAACAGAUGGUCAUUAAGAUGUUGUUUAUUUCUGUUACUACGGGUUGCCUCAAAAGACCAUAAUUCCCAUUAUAAGUGAUUCAUUUUGUAUUUCCCAUGUACCCUAGAUUAUUCGGGAUAUCCUCCUUGUAGAGGAAACCAUAGAAGCGGAACCCGAAGAUGCAUUAGAAAUCGAUUCUGCGGUUGCGUCAGAAACUGCAGCACCUGAGGGGGUUUCAGAUGACGAGGCAGCUGUGUACCGCGCACUGUUGAAUUUGGCAGACCAACGUUUAUAUCGAACAGUGCGUUGGUCUCGAGCACUUCCAGACUUCUCUUUACUCGACACGGACGAUCAAAUCCUUUUAAUACAAAAUUGUUGGGCAGACCUACUGUGUCUUGAUUGUUGCUGGCGCUCUUUGCCUACUCCUUCGGAAAUUCGCCUCACCUCAAGUAAAUGUAUCAAUCUUGAAGCUGCACGUGAAAUGGGUGCUGAAGAAAUAGUUGAGAGAAUUUUACAACUCACUCAAUCUUUAACAAGAUUACAACUGGAUAUUGUGGAAUAUGCAUGUUUAAAGGUCAUUGUCCUAAUGCAAGCAGACUUGAACAAUUUAAAAGCAAGUUCUCAAGUUCGAUCCUAUCAAGAAUCUGUUCGACGGCUACUAAUGGAUUAUGUCACCAAGUCGUCACCUGAUAUAAAUGAUAAGUUUAACAAAUUGAUCAAUCGAAUUCCUGAACUACGCAAAACAAGUCAGGCUGCUCGCUUGAUGCUUGUUGAUUUGGAUCUAUCUUCUUAUUUAUCAACUAAUUCUCUUCUAAUGGAACUUUUACGCAGUGAUAUUCAGAGGUUUACACCAAAUAAUGGAACAAACAAUUCGACAGAAUCCACAACAACAGUAUCAAUGCAAGGUUCUGCCAAUUCUGGUAUAAAAACUGUCUCAGUCACUUUAGGUGCUGACACUGCAGAAAAUCAAGAGGAGAAUACUAAAGUCACAAUAGUCCCAUCAUCAGGUGUUACUGAUUUAUUAUCACUACCUAAUCAUACUACUAUUACAACAGUAACAGAGAGUAGACUAGAUGAAACAAUCACCAGUAAUAGUAAUAAUUCAUUGACUACUUCUGAAGUUGAUGUUAUUUCUAAAUAGUUUGACAUUUUUUAUGAAUAUUUGUUAUUAUUAUUGUAAUGAUUAAUAGCUGGCCAUGAAUAUUUGAUUCAUACAUUGUACUUGUUUUUUCACUGUUUCACGCGCCACAUUUGUAUAAAUGGCACUUACAAUUUUAUUGCUAAUAUCUUCGUUAGUAUACAUACUAGCACAGAUUUAACUGUAAAUACUUUCCAUUUUGGUAAAUAACUGUACUUUUCCAAAUAUUCCUCUGCUUGUCUUGUUUUCUGGAACUUUGUCAAUAGUUGUGGUUUUUCCAACCAUCUCUGUCAAAGGUGUUUGGGUACUCUUUGAUGCAGGCAUAUGUGUGUGUUCUUAAUACAUAGAUUUCCCCUCAUUAUUUCCCUGUAAUCCCGGUUAUCUGUUGUAUUCUGUGCACCACUACAUCUAACAUGUGUACAUAUUUAUAUAUAUAUUACUGAUGAUUAUGUUAGUAGCUUAGCUCUUUGUUCUCUUUUUAUAAUCACAAGUUUCACACACAAUACUACUAUUUUCUUUUCGAUAUAUAUACAUAUUACCAUUAGUAACAAUCAGUAUAGAUAAGUAUGUCGCGCGUAUCACUAGAUAUAACUAUAUUCACACUAUUAAAUAUUAUAGUCAACUCACUUUACGUUUGAGAACAACAAUCAAGGAAAUAUUAUCUGGUCUAUUUUUCAGUUUUAAUUGCAGAUUAGUUUUUCUGCGUUUUCAUUUCCCGUUUCUUUUUAUACAUAUAUAUAUAUGUAAUUUGUUGAUAUUUCAACUGGAAAGAUUAUUAAUCUAUACUAUUACCAAUGUUAUUUGAUAAAUGCACAUCUCACUGUC